Molecule: messenger RNA, 2027 nt
Organism: Cucumis melo (muskmelon)
Lineage: Eukaryota; Viridiplantae; Streptophyta; Magnoliopsida; Cucurbitales; Cucurbitaceae
Product: probable disease resistance protein At4g27220
Exons: 2
Coding region: 160-1497 (445 amino acids)
Molecular function (GO): ADP binding
Source: RefSeq, a predicted model, not a curated record
CUACUUUUCUUCCAUUGACUCCUCAACUAAUAAUUUUGGUCUUCCCAUUAUUAUCUUCUUCUUCUUCAUUUUUCUCUGCACUGUCUCUUCUCCAUUUCAACAUCUUCUUAUAUCUUCAUUCAGGUUUUUGAUCAUUUUCAAGAUCAAGAACAAGGCAUAAUGGACAUCCUUAUUUCAGUCACUGCAAAAAUUGCUGAAUACGCUGUUAAGCCUGUUGGACGUCAACUUGGUCAUGUAUUUUUCAUUCAUUCCCACUUUAAAAAACUCAAGACUCAUGUAAAAAAGCUGAAGAUUACAAGAGAAUCUGUGCAACACAACAUCCAUACUGCAAGAAGAAAUGCUGAAGACAUAAAACCUGCUGUUGAGGAAUGGUUGAAAAAGGUUGAUGACUUUGUUCGAGAAUCUGACGAGAUAUUAGCCAAUGAAGGUGGGCAUGGUAGACUCUGUUCCACCAAUUUGGUCCAUCGACACAAGUUAAGUAGAAAAGUAAGCAAAAUGGCAUAUGAGGUUCUUGAGAUGAAAAAUGAGGGGGAAAGUUUUGAUACGGUAUCCUAUAAAAAUGUUAUCCCAUCGGCUGAUUGUUCACUGCCAAAAGUACCUGACUUUCUUGACUUUGACUCAAGAAAGCCGAUUGUGAAACAAAUCAUGGAUGCACUCUCUGAAGAUAAUGUCCAUAGGAUUGGAGUGCACGGGAUGGGGGGUGUUGGCAAAACAAUGCUAGUGAAAGGAAUUAUAAGAAAAAUUAUUGAGAGUAAGUUUUUUGAUGAGGUGGUAAUGUCCACGAUCAGCCAAACACCAGAUUUUAAAAGUAUUCAAGGACAACUAGCUGACAAGCUAGGUUUGAAAUUCCAACAAGAAACGUUAGAAGGAAGGGCUCUUAUUCUACGAAAGAGGUUGAAGAUGGAGAGAAGUAUCCUAGUUGUGUUGGAUGAUAUCUGGGAGAAUAUUGAUUUGGAAACAAUAGGAAUUCCAAGUGUUGAAGAUCAUAUGGGAUGUAAGAUCUUGUUUACCUCUAGGAACAAACAUUUGAUCUCAACUCAAAUGUGCGCCAAUAAAUUUUUUGAGAUAAAUGUUUUAGGAGAAGAUGAGUCUUGGAAUUUAUUUAAGGCAAUGGCGGGUGAAAUUGUUGAAGGAAUUGAGUUGAAACCUAUAGUCAUUCAAAUUGUGAAAGAAUGUGCAGGUUUGCCUAUUGCUAUUACUACUGUUGCUAAGGCAUUACGAAAUAAACCUUCCGACAUUUGGAAUGAUGCCUUAGAUCAACUUAGAAGUGUUGAUGUGGGUAUGACAAACAUUGGGGAAAUAGACAAGAAAGUGUAUUUGUCACUAAAAUUGAGUUAUGAUUGCUUGGGAUAUAAAGAGGUUAAGUUAUUAUUCUUGUUAUGCAGCAUGUUUCCAGAAGACUUUAGCAUUAACGUGGAAGAGUUGCAUGUUUAUGCAAUGAGCAUGGGUUUCUUACAUGGUGUUGAUACUGUGGUAAAAGGACGACGUAGGGAUUAAAAAAUUGGUUGACGAUCUUAUAUCUUCUUCUUUGCUUCAACAAUAUUCAGAGUAUGGGUACAAUUAUGUGAAAAUGCAUGAUAUGGUUCGUGAUGUAGCCCUAUUAAUUGCAUCUAAGAACGAUCACAUACGUACAUUGAGCUAUGUGAAAAGUUUAAAUGAAGAAUGGGAAGAAGAUAGGCUAUCGGGUAAUCAUACCAUAGUGUCCAUUCAUGAUUUACAUUAUCCUCUCCCGAAGUUAAUGUUACCCAAAGUUCAAUUAUUAAGGUUAGUUGGACAAUGGUUGGAACAUAAGCGUGUGUCGGUGGUAGAAACUUUUUUUGAAGAAAUGAAAGAGCUCAAAGGUUUAGUAUUAGAAAACAUGAAUAUAUCAUUGAUGCAACGACCAUCUGAUCUUUACUCCUUAGCAAACAUUAGAGUAUUACGUUUACGGGGAUGUGAUUUAGGGAGCAUAGAUAUGCUUGGUGAACUAAAAAAGCUUGAAAUUCUCGAUCUUAGUGGAUCUAACAUCAUCCAGAUUCCUACAACAA